This is a messenger RNA of Pygocentrus nattereri (red-bellied piranha), 1714 nucleotides long. RefSeq names its product collagen and calcium-binding EGF domain-containing protein 1-like. Gene Ontology annotation, molecular function: calcium ion binding. The transcript has 11 exons. The record is from RefSeq and is a predicted model, not a curated record. Bases 119 to 1282 code for a protein of 387 amino acids. Lineage: Eukaryota; Metazoa; Chordata; Actinopteri; Characiformes; Serrasalmidae.
AGCUCCAGCACGCGGACACCCAGCGCUCGGGCUCCAUCUCUACGCGAUCUAAUUAAGCUCUAAUUAAUGUCUAAUUAACGUUCUAAUUAACCGCAUUAAACGCUCGCGCGCCGACGUCAUGUCCCGCUUUGCUCGCGCGCCCCUCGCGCGCUGUCUCGUGUUCUUCGGAGUGUUUUUGCUUCGCACGUGCUUCUCCAGCGGCGACAGUGAAGAGUGUCCAGAUAAUAAGAUUCUAACAGUGGAGUAUCCGUGUACCAGAGCUGGAGGCCAGACCAGCACGUGUCUCAGGCGGAAGUGCUGUAAGGGUUUCAGGUUCGUGAUGGGUCAGUGUAUACCAGAAAGUGUAGAUGUGUGUUCUGGCUCUCCCUGUGAACAGCAGUGCACAGAUAACUUUGGCCGGGUGGUGUGUACUUGUUACCACGGAUACCGCUUUGAUCGGGAGAGACAUCGGCAGCACGUACACCCGUACUGCUUAGAUGUAGAUGAGUGUGAGGAGUCUAACGGGACGGUGUGUGAACAUUUGUGUGAAAAUACACCCGGCAGCUUCCGCUGCCACUGCAGUGCUGGAUACACACUGACUACAGACCAGCGCUCCUGUACACCUGCACACAACAUCUCUCUCGCUCACUCCGCGAGAUCUGUGGCUAAAUCUGAGAAUCAGAUGAGUUCAGGCUCCUGCUCCCUCACCUGCCAGGACAUCAUAAGCAUGAGAUCCAGUCUACAGCAGCUUAAACUUCGCGUAGGACACGCCCACUCACCUGGACAGGUGCUGUCACCUGGCUUAGCUAACAGCAGCGAAAAACCUCUUCCUGGCAGGGUAGGCAAAAAUUCUGAUGGCCAUGCCCCCGCAGGUCCUCCAGGGGCACCUGGACCCCCAGGCCUGCCAGGACAUCCAGGGCCUCCAGGGCAGAAGGGGGAACAUGGAGCCAGGGGUCAGCCAGGCCCUCAGGGGCCCAGAGGAGACAUGGGUCCAAUGGGGCCCCAGCCUGACCUGGAGCACAUAAAGCGAGGACGCAGAGGACCUGUGGGACCACCAGGAGCACAUGGACGAAAUGGCCUUAAGGGAGAGAGAGGUGCUCCUGGACCCCGGGGACCACCAGGACCUCCAGGCUCGUUCGACUUCCUGUUGCUCAUGAUGGCGGACAUCCGUCACGACAUCAUCGAGCUGCAACAGCAGGUGUUUGGGAAGAGGCGGGACUUAUCUUUGGACACACCUCCCAAUUCAUUUGAGGAGGCGGAGCUUGAGGACUGGGGAUCAGGAGAGUUGUUGCUUAAUACGUGACGUGACACGUGACUUGUCAAUCAAAAGUAAAUGGGAGGCACCCUGCAGCUAUCAAGGGCCUAAAACCUGAACUUUGUCCUGCAAUAUUGAAAACGUUGGAUAUAAAAUCAAGCAGUUGUCUCUCUGUUAUUGUAAAGAGAGCUGUACAGCAAAUUACUGCUUGGAUGGACUGCAGAGGGCACUAGAGAGACACAUAAACGUGAGAGCAAAGAGGAAACAAGACUAAUUCUGAAUCGACGAUCAACUUUCCCUGCUUCCAUAGAACAUGCAUGCUGUGCAUUCAUGUGCAUGUGCAGUCAUGUCUGUGCACUCAUAUAUAUGUCUGUUAGAGUGACGUGGGUGGUGAUAAAUAUUUGAGGAUGACUGAUUUGAGGAUGGCACCCAUUGCUGUAAAAAGUGGACCUUGUAUUUUUUAAAAGAGCUCUAAUACUA